Messenger RNA from Spirodela intermedia, 114 nucleotides. The record is from the annotation of a GenBank genome assembly. Lineage: Eukaryota; Viridiplantae; Streptophyta; Magnoliopsida; Alismatales; Araceae.
AUGGAGGUGGCCACCCCGAAGGGGGAGAUGCAGUUGACGCGGAUCCCGUGUGCGCCGAGCUCGCAGGCGGCGUUCUUGGUGAGGCCGACGAUGGCGUGCUUGGAGGCGGUGUAG